AUGGGCAGGUCCGACAAGAGCGUGCUCAGGAAGGUGAAGCGCGGGCGCUUCGACUUCGCCCCGAGGCACUGGGCGCGCGUGUCCUCGGGCGCCACGGCGCUCGUGGCGCGCCUGCUGUCCGUGGACCCGCGGGCGCGGCUCACGGCGGCGCAGGCCCUCGGCGACGCCUGGCUGGGGCACGGCGCGGAGGCGGAGAGGGCCGCCAUCCCCGGCGGCCUCGUGGAGAGCCUGCGCCGGUUCAGCUCGCGGGACGCGCUCUCGAAGGCGGCCCUCCACGUGGCCGCCGGGCUCCUGGAAGACGCCGAGGUCCGCCCCAUGCGCAGCGCAUUCCUGGCGCUAGACGCCGACGGGGACGGGCGGCUGACGCCAGCCAAGCUGCGGGAGGGCCUGGCGCAGGGCGACCGAGGCCUCUCGGAGCAGGAACUGGCGAAGAUCUGGGGCGGCGUGGACGUCAAUGGCAACGGCACCAUCUUUGGUUUGUGCUCUGCCGUUGGUUUGUUCUUCUGCCAUCGACUACACGGAGUUCCUGGCAUCCACGAUGGACACGAGCAGGUGCUCGGAGGAGGCCGUGUGCCGGCACGUCUUUGA
Molecule: messenger RNA, 588 nt
Organism: Prorocentrum cordatum
Lineage: Eukaryota; Dinophyceae; Prorocentrales; Prorocentraceae
Source: the annotation of a GenBank genome assembly